Molecule: messenger RNA, 2584 nt
Organism: Oldenlandia corymbosa var. corymbosa
Lineage: Eukaryota; Viridiplantae; Streptophyta; Magnoliopsida; Gentianales; Rubiaceae
Source: the annotation of a GenBank genome assembly
CAAAAAGCGCACUUUUAUCCAGCUUGAUUUUCUUGCGCAGAGGAGAAAAGAGCUAUUGUUGAUCUCUCGUUCGAGAAGCAGUGUAAGGUGAUCUGCUUAUACUAUAUUUUAGCACUCCAUUUUCCCCCGUGUUUUGAAUAUCUUCUACUACUUUUCCGAUGCCUGCUUGAUUGAAGUUUUUUGUCUUGAUCGAAAGGAAAAGCGUUUUAACAUUCUGUUGAUUGAAUACCAAUUGAAAUUUGAAGUUCCAUGGGGGCGUAUUUAUUGUUUCUGAUUGAUUUUGGUAGAAUUGUGUUUGCCCCUGAUGUGUUUGAUAUCUGUUCAAAAUUUGGGAAAUGCCAAUUUCCGUGACCAAAGCUUGUUUUUAAUGUUCUGGAAAAGCUCCCUGGACUAAAUGGGUGCUUACUAAUUAACUUGGGAAGUGGUUCCCUAAUUUCCAAGGAACACGCUAUGGUUUGGUUUGUGCAUUAAGCUGAUGAAAGGCAGCUUUCCGAAGUAUCAAGCAUAAUGAUACUUUGGUUUAGUAUUGAUAUACGUUGGGAAAAUGGAGCUGACCAGUUUAAUUAAGCAUAGAAGAAUCAGCAUCCACAUUAAAUUUGAAUUAGUUUUUUUCUACUUACGUGUAUUUUCAACUAGUUUGAUUUGUUUGUGGAUAAUUUUCUAUUGCAUGUCUUAUUGGGUUGGCUUAAAUUGCUUAGAUCACUCAACCAUCCUGGCUUUAAGUGAUGAUGGUUUUAAAAUUUUGAACUUUUUAUUUGUAGGGAGAGACAAAGAGCUUAGAUUCGUAGGUGCUUUUACAAGUUCUCCACCUUUGAAACAGUUGUUUUUCUGCAGUAUUCCUUUAAUUGAAUUCCAUUGCAGAAGAUAUCAAUUGCUUCAACAUGUGUUUUUCCCCUGGAACUCAUCUGCGACCUACCUGACUCUGAAUCAAAAUGUGUUGUGCUGAUGGGAGAAAUGUUAUGAAGUUUCAUGAUUUGUGUAUUAGUCAGAUGCAAAACUUUCCCCUGUCUCACUUUUGUCCUUCUUAUCUGAGCAGUCCUUAACAGAAAUGGAUGAGUAGUAAAUAUGGAUGAUAGGAUAUUUCAGUUUGCUACCUGUCUCGCACAAUUUGUGUAUUGCGUGCAUUUUUGCGAGCAAAGUUAUAUCUUUUUCUUUCAUAUUGUAGAAUCCACCUGAAAUUCUAUUUUUAUUUGUGAAAUUUUUUGGGGGUAUAUUAGAAUCCACUUGAAAUUCCACAUGAAUUCAAUUACAGGUCUAUGAAUCACAGCUUAGUUUUUGUACAGUACAACAAAAAUUAGCUUUCAGCAACUAACUCUCGUAUCUGGUGUACUCUUCUCUUUUUUUUUAAAAAAAAAUAAUAAUAAAAAAAAAUUCAAAGUUAGCUGGAAAACAUGUCACAGAGUUAUUUUGUAGGUCGUUCGUGUCUCGUAUAUGGAGACUAGUGUCGCAUUCUCCGACGUUUGUUCAGUUUCGGUCUCAACCCGGCUUCAGAGGCUAAAAGAACACCACAAAACAAACACAAAAAUAAAAACUGAGAGAUGUUGUUGCGCUCCUUCAAUUCAAAACCAUGGAGAACAGGGAUCUAUGAAUUCAAUCAAGGGCACAACCAGUAUCAGUUCGAAAUAACAUCAACACUCUACCCAAAAAAGAAGAAUUGAGGGCUACCCAAUACUGUAGAGGAGUUAGCUCCAAUCAAAAGGGCAAUAUGGCAACUGCUUUCAGAUCAUUAGCUCGUGCUAUGAGGAGAACAAUGUUCUCACCAUUGUAUGCUUCCAGAAUGAUGUUGCACUCCCAUGCCACCAGUUUUGGUUACAAGGAAGUAAGAGAGGAAGAAAAGAGCCAGUUGGUGGGUAACGUCUUCACUAGUGUCGCUUCAAAUUAUGACCUUAUGAAUGAUUUGAUGAGUGCCGGGUUACAUAGAUUAUGGAAGGACAGAUUGGUUUCAAAAUUGAGUCCAUUUCCUGGUAUGAAGCAUCUUGAUGUGGCUGGUGGUACAGGGGAUGUUGCUUUUAGGAUAUUAGACUCUAUCAACAGUGAGAAACGCCAAGCCUUGCAAGACUCCCCCGAAGAUAGCUUAUUGGAGGAGACUCAGAUUUAUGUGUGUGACAUUAACCCCAACAUGUUGAAUGUUGGUAAGAAGCGGGCUCAAGAGAGAGGUCUCUCCGAGGUUAGAUCUCUUGUUUGGGUGGAGGGAGAUGCUGAAGCCUUGAAUUUUGACGACAAUUCAAUGGAUGGCUACACAAUUGCCUUUGGUAUCAGAAAUGUUACACACAUCGAAAAAGCUCUUGCAGAAGCUCAUAGGGUGCUUAAACGAGGAGGAAGGUUCCUUUGCCUUGAACUGAGCCAUGUGGAUGUUCCGAUCUUUAAAGAAUUGUAUGAUAUGUACUCAUUUUCGGUCAUUCCGGCCGUAGGAGAGCUAGUUGCAGGUGAUAGGGAGUCUUAUCAGUACCUAGUGGAAAGUAUUCGUCGUUUCCCGCCACAGGAGAAAUUUGCUUCAAUGAUUGCUGAUGCUGGAUUUCAGAAGGUUGAAUAUGAGAAUCUGGUGGGAGGGGUAGUAGCCAUUCACUCUGGGCUCAAGUUCUAG